Strongylocentrotus purpuratus (purple sea urchin) is the source of this 775-nucleotide messenger RNA. RefSeq lists its product as uncharacterized. The transcript has 11 exons. NCBI's taxonomy places the organism in Eukaryota, Metazoa, Echinodermata, Echinoidea, Camarodonta, Strongylocentrotidae. The record is from RefSeq and is a predicted model, not a curated record. Bases 65 to 760 code for a protein of 231 amino acids.
CUUUUAGGUUUCGAUAUCAUCCAUUGAGGCAUACUAGUCUAGAAAGCAGACGUGCAGCUUGACGAUGUUUCGUUCUCUUUUCCUUUUCGCCCUGCUGGGCUUUGUACUUCUCCAUGAUGUGGCUGGACAACCCCGGUGGGGAAUUGCCAGGCAAAGUAGGAGGAAUGGCCGGAACAGGAUUGACUGUGAGGGAGGCCCUUUGCAAGUACAACAGAUCUUGGAGAAUUUCAACGCUCCCGGUGUUGUGACUACUACCCUGACGGUCGACUCGGAUGAAAUAUACCUUUAUUUCUGCGAGGGUGCCUUUAACGAACAGAGUUGUUACAAAAUGACUCUGAGCACUAGAAAUGCUGCAUCCUCGGUGAGCUUGGGAGGUGGAAGUAACGUCCUCUGUGAGUCACCUCCAAGACCAUUCAUCCAAAAGGGUGUUCCCACCAUAAUCACCAUCACCAUUACCAGUCAGGCAUGUAACGUCGCCAACCCUGAAGGAGACAAGCUGCCUAUCCUAGCCCCGAAUGAAGCAAAUUUCCACAACUGCUUUGCAUCAACCGACUCUGGAAGCCAAACAACCAUCGAAAUCGAAGCCACACCUCGAUCUGGUACCCCAGGAAGUAGGAGCAGCAAAAGCAGCAGCAGCAGCAGCGGCAGCGGCGAACGCAACAACAACGGCGGAAACGGUGACGAUAGCAGCGGAAACGGUGACGAUAGCAGCGGAAACGGUGACGAUAGCAGCGGAAACGGUGACGAUAGCAGCGGUUAGUAUUUUGUUUAGUUC